UGGAAAACAGUGCCAGUUCAUGGGAUGUGAUUAACGAACCAUUUCAACUGCUGUCCAUCUGAGCUUUUCUAUCCGAGCACUGCACACAUUUCCAUGCUUUACCAAGUGUGAAUCAAAGAUAUCAAUGGCCCGAUCAACCCCGCUUCGUUUACUGCAAAUUACGGGUAGAAAGAGCCUCCGGGAUCUCACAGGAUUUGGUUAUUUGUCUAUCACGUAUAAGCACACUCAACGAAGAUCACUAUCGAAUUCACACCCAACAAACUAUGAAGAAGAACCAAUUUUGCCUGUUCUGAUCAUCGGUGCCGGACCUGUUGGGCUCUCUCUCUCUAUACUCCUCACCAAAUUGGGUGUGAAAUGUGCAGUCUUGGAGAAGAACAAGGUCUUCUCUGGGCAUCCUCAAGCGCACUUUAUUAACAACAGAUCAAUGGAGUUUGUUGAUAGGUUUUUCGAAAAAUGGAUGGCUUAGCAGAUGAGAUUCUGAGAUCUCAGCCACCAGUGGAGUUCUGGCAGAAGUUUGUAUACUGUACUUCUCUUACUGGUCCUAUUCUUGGCUCUGUCGAUCAUAUGCAACCUGAAGAUUUCAAACAUAUUGUGAGCCCUGUCUCUGUUGCACACUUCUCACAGUAUAAACUGACCAGAUUGAUGUGUGAACAUCUUAAGGCACUUGGCUUUCAUAUCAGGAACUGCAAAGGGGUUGAGACACACAAUGACUCUGUUUCGGAGGGUCAGCUUUUUAUGGGACAUGAGUGCACAGCGAUACAUCCUAGCAAUAACUUUGUUAAUGUGACGGCAUCUUUCCAUGAGGAAGGGAAGUCUGUUGAAAAAAGUAUACGGUGUCAGUUCCUUGUUGGUACAGAUGGUGCUGGAAGUACAGUGAGGAAGCUUAUGGGAAUAAAUAUGGAAGGGGAAAAAGAUUUGCAGAAGCUUAUCAGUGUGCACUUUACAAGCCAAGAAUUGGGGCAGUACCUCAUUAAUGAGAGACCAGGGAUGCUGUUUUUCAUUUUCAAUGAAAAAGCUAUUGGCGUUCUUGUUGCCCAUGAUCUCAGGCAGGGUGAAUUUGUAUUGCAAAUACCAUUUUAUCCACCUCAGCAGAAGCUUGAGGACUUUAGCUCAAAGAUAUAUAACAUAAUUUAUGAGCUGGUUGGUCAAGAACUUGCAGACAUCAAUGUCAUAGACAUAAAGCCCUGGGUAAUGCAUGCUGAAGUUGCUGAGAAAUUUCUGUCCUGUGGGAACAGAGUAAUUCUUGCUGGUGAUGCUGCGCACCGUUUCCCCCCUGCCGGCGGUUUUGGAAUGAAUACUGGUAUUCAAGACGCCCACAAUAUUGCUUGGAAAUUAGCUUUAAUCAGCAAGGGAAUUGCACCUGCAUCAUUUCUUUCCACUUAUGAAGUAGAGCGUAGACAGAUUGCCAGCUUUAAUACCUCACUUAGCGUCCAAAACUACAAAGCUGCAAUGAGAGUUCCUGCUGCACUUGGGCUUGAUCCAACCAUUGCAAAUACAGUCCAUCAAGCUCUUAAUAACACCGUCAGCUCCAUUUUACCAUCUAGGCUACAGAUGGCUAUUUUAGACGGAAUUUUUAGCAUAGGUCGCGCACAGCUUUCUGGUCUUGUUUUAAAUCCAAAUAACCCGAUUGGAUCUGCUAGGCUUAAAAAACUAAGAGAAAUAUUCGAGGAAGGACAGAGCCUUCAGCUCCAGUUCCCUGCUGAGGAUAUUGGUUUCAGGUAUCUUAGAGGAGCAUUAGUGUCUGAUGGUGAGAAUCUGUUGUCACCUGAAACACCCACAGGCCGAAGAAGGGAAUUUGUGCCAUCUGCAGAUCCUGGAUGCAGGCUGCCACACAUAAAUGUUAGACCUUUAUUAGAUUCACCAAGCAAGGAAGCAUUUUCUACAUUGGACCUUGUAUCGGCAGAGAAGACCGAGUUUCUUUUCAUUAUAGCACCAGUGGAGCCCUCCUACCAUCUGGCUCUAGCAGCAUUCCAAACCGCUGAGGAAAGGAAAGUCCCUUUGAAGGUAUGUGUGAUGUGGCCAGGAGACACUAUUACUGGGGGAUCCAACAACAGCACAAGCAAAGCUGCAUUGGCACCUUGGGAAAAUUUCAUAGAUGUUGUGGAAGUUAGGAACCCACAAAAUUCAUCGCCGUCUUCUUGGUGGGACAUCUGCCAGAUGUCACACAGGGGAGCGAUUUUAGUGAGGCCGGAUGAGCACGUUGCUUGGCGCACAAAGUCAGAACUCGCCACCGGUAUGGCUGCUGCUGAGAUGAGAAAGGUUUUUCAUACAAUCCUUGAAGCUUAACAGAUAUGGAAAAAUUCUUGCAAUUCCCUCAGAAAUUUGAGAUUUUACACGAACACGCCAGGAUUGUAUAAUUAUCACCAGCACUUGCAAAAGUUCAAUGUUUUUGCUAUAUCUUCUCCAAGAGAAGAAGAGAGGUUUAUUUUAACUGGAUCCCGUAGAUUUUUUAUUUGGAUCAAUAUGUAAUUUUGGAGUAUUAUUGUAAAAAAAAUGAGUUUUUUGGAGCGCUGAUAAUAAAUACUUCGUUUGCCG
Messenger RNA from Cuscuta campestris, 2535 nucleotides. The record is from the annotation of a GenBank genome assembly. NCBI's taxonomy places the organism in Eukaryota, Viridiplantae, Streptophyta, Magnoliopsida, Solanales, Convolvulaceae.